AUGAGAACUUGAAUGGCUGCUGAAUGUUUGUGUUCAUGGAAUCUUGGUGAAGGAGGAACUGUAGAAUAUUUUGUUCCCCUGUACACACUGAAUGGGCUGGUACAGAACAGUAUCAUGGCUUGUACACGACAGUGUGCAACUGAUUACCUCAAAUAUGCCCGGGGAGAUCUGGUAACACGUCUCCAAAACUUUCCCCUUAUUACUGAGAAUCUUUGCCAGCACAAAGUCUUCAAUGACCAUGAUGUUGAUGCUCUUAAAGCAGAGAGAACAGACUUUGACAAAGCGAGAUUUAUACUGGACCGUGUUAUUAAAAGAGGAGAAAGUGCCAGCUAUGAGUUACUCAGGAUCCUUGAUGUAACAAGGAAGAGGACAUUACAUCCUGAUUCACACACCUGGCUCAGCCAAUUCCACUUCAGGGAAGACACUGAGACUGACUACACUGUGGGUACGAAGCCUUGUCACAACUACCAGAAACAACUUCAGACCAAAGCUAAACGCAUCUUGAGUAGACGGUGGAAUCAGUGCUGUAAACACCUAAAGCACAAAACAAGCGCUAAUGUCACCUUUAUACCUCUAGUCCUAGACACAGAUCCAGAUUUAAACUCUGCACAAAAUACACUUAAAAAAAAAACCCAGAAGUGCAAGAAACCUCGUGGAAAGAAGCUAAAGAGUUACAUUCCUGUGAAGAAACAGAAUCCCUCACCCAAAGACCUUUUGUGUAGUCAUAAGAAAGCAACACUUGUUAUAGGAAAACCUGGAAUAGGGAAAACAGCAGUUGUCCAAGAAAUGCUCUCCCUCUGGUCCAAUAAAGACAACCAAGAAUUAGACUACAUGUUCUACUUUGAUGAGAGUACAUUUACCACUAUCUCUAGUCUCAUGAGCUUGGAAUCUCUUCUCUUUGAUAUGUACUCAAAACCCCUGGAGAAAGAUAGAAAGGAAGUAUUACAGGAUAUUGAGGAAAACUCAGAGAAUGUCAUCAUUGUGCUCGAUGGCAUCAGUACUUUGCAGGACAACCCUACUAUAAAGAAAAUUAUUGAGCGGGACCUUCUUCCUGAGGCUAAGAUUGUGAUCACAUGCAAAUCGGAGGAGGAAGAUGACUUCCUUUUUGCAGACAGGUCCACAUGCCGAGUUUAUGUACAAGGAUUCAGUGAGGAGGCUAUCCAGACUUACUUUACACAGAUGAUUGGCUCUACUCCUCAAUUUUUGAAUAUAGUAUUGAACAAUCAGGAUCUGAUCAGUCUUUGCCAUGUCCCGAUGUAUGCCUUCAUGGUGGCGGUUUACAUUUCUUUCAAUGUCACUGCUCCCGAGCAUCCAAUGACCGUUACAGAAAUGUAUGUACACAUCCUGCGCCAAGACUUGAAAAAGGCUGGGAAAAAAAGCUCAGAACAAGUCGACAAAUACAUAAAUGAUGUAAAAGACCAACUUUUUUGCUUGAUGAAAACUGCUUUUACUGCAUCCAUUCAGAAAACUAUAAACAUAACAGAUGCAGUCAGCGAUGAAAUUGAAAUCAGUAAGUUUUUUCUGAGAAAAAUCACGAUCGAGAACACUCCCACUUCUGUGAACACUUUCUUUGCAUUUCUGCACAGUACAAUGCAGGAAUUCUUCUCUGCACUGUGGCUGCUUGGGAAUCCAGGUGAAAUUGAUGAGGUUCUUCAGAACUGUCUAACAAAGGAGCAAAAGCACAUGAAACACGUGAUCCCUUUCCUUUGUGGAAUUCUGUCAGAACAGAACCUCAAACUCCUGAAGAAUCUUUUCUCUGAAGAUCAAAUAAAAAGAGCCUCUGAUGGGCUCUUCUCAAAAGUCAUGAACACAUUUCUACAGCCUCAAUCUAAUGGGCAGCUUGAGGGUGAUGACGAUGACGUCGGUGUUCUUCCCUUUGUGUGUCAGUGCUUGUAUGAGUCUCAGUCACCUGAAGCUUGCUUGCUGUUCCUGGAGAAAGUGAACUAUGAGCUAGAUUUCAGUGGAGAAGACCUUGAUCCACAUCAGUGCUGUGCAGUGUCUUAUGUGAUCGGCCAGUCCAGAGAAAGCCAGGUUCAUCUGAGUUUGGAGGACUGCAGCAUAUCUAACCCUGGGAUUCAGAUGAUUCUCAAAUUCAAAUCACAGCUUAGAGAUAAGCCUUCUACUCUCUGUCAUGUGUGGACGUCAGUGCUGUGCUGUGGGAAACCCAGAGAUUUCCCAGCUUUACUGGAUGUUUGUGGAAAAGAGAUGCACCUUCCUGUGUUUGGUAAAGCAUCCAUGUUUAGGAAAGCUGGAGAGAUCAUGAGUCAAAGCUCAGAGAAGAUCAGCCUCCAUCUCCACUGUACAGAAGAUCCACAGAUCAGUAAAGUGCUCUGUAUCAUGGUCUUCAAGGGACUUCCAUUUAUGAAGUCCCUUAGGUUUGAGUUUCCUUGUGAUUCUUUGGUACAGCCAGACCACAGACUGCAGAUAAUAGAAUCUUAUCAGUGUGAUCUCAUUCUGGAAGGGGCAGAAACACAACAAAGUGCCAUUGUAUCAUCGGUUCUGAGGUUUCUCCAUAGAGAUCCAUUUUACGAAUGUGAUUUUCUAAUAAAACUGUACUUGCAUGUGAGAAAUAUGGAGAAAUUCAUCAUUCUGAAAAAUAUAUAUAGUUCUUUGCCAGACAUCUGGUACAUAGACCUCUCAGAGAGAAAGGCUUUAUACUUCCUAGAAGUGCUGAAACUCCAAACGGUGAAGAAACCAGUAGUGCUGAGAGGCUGGUCAGAUGAAAAAAGUGAAGUGAGGAGUUUCCUUCAGUGUCUGCCAUACAUCUCCCAGCUGAGUUUCUCUGCACCACCAAAUAUGGAAGAAAGUUCAUGGAGGCUCAAGGUGAAGUCACUUUUACUGAAGCUGUGUGUGCAAGCAGCUCUUUAUGAGAAUGAAACAGUACACACAGUUGUACAAAAAGUGUUGAUGUGGUCCAACAACAGUCAGAAUGACUUUCUAAUGGAUCUUUACUCAUAUGUGAAGGACUACGAGGCUCAAACAGGCAGGAGUGUCUUUCCUGUACUGCAGCCACUUUACGAGUCUUUUCCUGUCUGGUACACCAUGUCUAAUGUGUGGUCCAUCAGUCUCUCAGAGAGAAAGGCCUCACAUUUUCUAGAAGCUCUGAAAGUUCAAACAACAAAGAAACCAGUAAAUUUGUGGAGCUGGUCAGAUGAAGAGAGUGAAGUGAGGAGUUUCCUUCAGUGUCUGCCCUACAUCUCCCAGCUGAGGUUUAGUGAAAUUGUUUAUGAUGAUGAGGAAUAUAAAAUUAAAGCAGUGGAGUUCCUGCUGAAGCUCAUAGUUGCAGCAGCAGAGUGUGAUGCAGCUACAGGAGAGAGUUUCACUAAGCUGCUGACAUCUGUGUGCAGCUACACAACCUUCCCUGUAGGUGGACAUGAUGAGAAUUACAGUUCUGAAGUUCAGUGUGAUUUCCUGGCUGGAUCUGUUCUCACAAGUGAAGGACUAAACGUGCCCCAGGGCCCUGAGGAAGGACAACCAGACCAGCUUGAGGAGCUCAGGAUAAACCUGGUAGCUGUGAAAGAAACACACCACCAAACGGUGGCAGGUUAUGGAGGGACUGAUGAAAAAGACAUUGAAGACCCAUAUGAGGAUGUCUGCACAGAUGAUGAAUUCUAG
Messenger RNA from Electrophorus electricus (electric eel), 3615 nucleotides. NCBI's taxonomy places the organism in Eukaryota, Metazoa, Chordata, Actinopteri, Gymnotiformes, Gymnotidae. The record is from RefSeq and is a predicted model, not a curated record.